UCCACGAACACAGGUGUUCAACCACUAAAUAUUCAGAAACACGAUCUGUGAGAGGUGACGCAUGUUUAUACCACACCCUGUACACAAAGAACGAGCAUAGCGCUGCCACACGCCCAACAGAGACUCAAAACACCUGACGCGUAAUACCAACUCCAUCUGCAAUGGCGGUGGAGGCAGACUUUAUGCGGUCUGUGUUGCCCGUUCAGGGCGCUUUUCACUCGGAAGACUCUUCUUUAGCUUUACCGCAGGCGGACAAACUCGCGAACACUCACCGGGUGAACAGACUACAGCAACAAGUGCAGCUCACUCUCUCUCGGAAAAGAAACAAACCGAAAUUGCCAGAUUCAUCUCUUCCAGACGGUCUGUCCAGCUGUCGUAUUUCAAGUAGUUCAUCUUUAGGAAGUCUACAGGUAAAGCGGAUCUCCGUCAAUCAUGAAUCUACAAGGUCGUUGCGGAUGGUUGACCGAUCUCAGUGGUCAAGUGCCGAGCCGCCUCGAUUUCACAGAGGCUAUGGAAGCUUUCGUUACACCACCAAAAGAGCGGGUUUAUGCUGGGGGACCAAUUCUCUCACUCUCCCCUCGGCCCCUACAGACAACCAUUCCCAUAUGAACAAUCACCCUCUUCGUUACGCCCGCUCUGAGGUUCUGCGAAACCCGAGGUUGUACAUUACCGGCCGGUCGGCUGUCACACAGCCCCCCAAUAUCUCUGUGAAUGAGAACAAUCACAUAGAUGAUACAGAUGAGGUGUUUUUAACCAGCACCCCACACAAUGCUCCUGCAGAGAGGAACAGGAUGGAGUUAGAGAAACACACCCUUCAGAGGACCCUCUGCAAGCCGAGAGAGGGGGGUUUCAGUGCUCACGAACAAUCAGAGAACGUGUCCUGGCAGAGCCGCGUGCGGAAGCCGAGCCUGGGGUUUGUUGCAGGAAGACAACCCUCCCAAUCUGGCUCACUGAUCAGCAUGGAGGAGCGGUCGGGAAGUUUAGUGAGGAUAGAAAAGAUGGAGGUCAAGCAACAUUCAGUGACAAUGUCAGCAAAGAAAAGCAAACAAGGUGAACUUGGAACAGAGAUGACAUUAAAAGAGGCUGUAAAUCUCCUGGAACAAGAUAAUAUGGAAACACAAAUCACCGCGGCAAACUUCAUACAAAACCAAUGCUUUAACAGUCCUGAUGCCAAGAAAAAGGUACAUUAUCUUCAAGGCAUCCCAAAGCUGCUGACGCUCAUGCAGAAUGAGAGCGAGGAGCUCCAGCGGUCUGCCGUCAACGCGCUCCGAAAUAUUGUUUACGAAAACAAUGAAAACAAAAUGGAAGUCAAAGACUGUGAGGGGCUUCCAGUGAUCCUGAGACUGCUCAAGAAGAACCGAGACAUCGAGACCCGACAGCAGCUCACUGGGCUACUGUGGAAUCUGUCAUCUCAUGACUUUCUGAAAGAGCAGCUUGCUAGAGAAGCGGUCAAACCUCUCACAGACAGUGUGCUGGUGCCCUGCUCAGGCAUUUCUGAAGGGGAAGACCCCAAGUUGGAGCUCCUCGCUGACCCUGAAACUUUCUACAAUGCUACUGGCUGCCUGAGAAAUUUGAGCUCAGCCGGUCCAGAUGGACGUAAAGCCAUGCGGGACUGUGAGGGUCUCAUUGAGUGCAUCAUCUACUAUAUCCGUGGUACCAUUGCAGACUAUAAACCUGAUGAUAAGGCCACAGAAAACUGUGUGUGCAUCCUGCACAACCUUUCUUUUCGGUUUGAAUGUGAGGUGCCUCGUGUGGAUUCCCCGCUGAUACAACAGCCCAAACAGAAUCUUAAUGCAGAAACUAGCAACCAAGGCUGUUUCAUUCUCAACAGUCCCAAAAACUUUGAGGAGGAAGCAGAUACAGACUAUCCUCUACUCGAGGAGAAAGGCAGCCCUAAUGGUGUGGAGUGGCUCUGGAGCGCCAUCACCAUCCGCAUGUAUUUCUCUCUCAUUGCCGUCAGCACAAACCAACACACAAAACAGGCGUCCAUUGGAGCACUGCAGAACCUCACAGCUUGUUCUGGAGAGAUGUCCCAGGCCAUCGCACACUUCAUCUUGCACAAGGAGGGAGGCCUAUCUCAGGUGAAGAAGAUGCUUCAAGAAGGAGAAAAGGAAGAGAUCAGAAUAUCUGUGUCACUGCUAAAAAACAUCUCUCGCUACCAAGAACUGCAUGCUGAUAUUGUUAAACAGGUGCUGCCGGAGCUGGUUGCCAUCCUCCCAAACACUGACCGAAGUGUAGAGCAGCCAAUAGAGGUAACCGUGACGAUAUGUCACAUCCUCAUCAAUCUGAGCAAUGCGUCUGUAUUGAACACCACUGCCAUCAUAGACCAAGGAGCGUUACCCAAGAUCAUCAGCAUCAGCACCAAAGACAACGGGUUUGGACCCACACGGGCGGGCCAAGCGGCCUGUAUUUUACUUCAUACCCUGUGGAGACAUUCAGAGCUGCAUAGCAGUUUCAAGAAGGCUGGUUACAGGAAAACAGACUUCAUAAACAACAGGACAGUAAAGGCUGUGAAUUCUGCUCGUGAUUAAUGGGACCUGGAAAUGAAUUGCAAAGAAAUGGCUUUUCACCUGUUUUCUUUAGAAAGAUUAAAAACGGUGCUAAUAUCAUGACUUUGGUGUUUGUAUAUGUGUUUUGUCUUAAUUUAAUACUUAUAUUAUUAUGCGUUUUGAUAAUAGUUGUAAUAGAUAAUAGUCGAAUUUACACACUUUGGUUUUAUUUUAUUUUUUUACUGAUCUUUUUACGAUUUUUACUGCCUUUGGUCUGUUUAAAUAGUAAUAUUAAAAGCACUUUUAUCUACAAAGCUACUUUUUGUGUAUCUGUUUUAAUUUUGUUGUUGUUGUUUUUCUUUCUUUUGCAAUGGGUAGUAACUUCCUAGCCUUGUGUAUUGAAACACUGUAUAAUAUUUUAAUAUUUUCAAAUAAACUACCAUAUUUUCUCCAGUCA
Messenger RNA from Rhinichthys klamathensis goyatoka, 2946 nucleotides. RefSeq names its product plakophilin 2 (gene pkp2). Gene Ontology annotation, biological process: intermediate filament bundle assembly; desmosome organization; protein localization to plasma membrane. NCBI's taxonomy places the organism in Eukaryota, Metazoa, Chordata, Actinopteri, Cypriniformes, Leuciscidae. The coding region runs from base 162 to 2531 and encodes 789 amino acids. The transcript is spliced from 13 exons. The record is from RefSeq and is a predicted model, not a curated record. Gene Ontology annotation, cellular component: intercalated disc; plasma membrane; adherens junction. Gene Ontology annotation, molecular function: molecular adaptor activity; protein kinase C binding; intermediate filament binding.